AUGAAAUAUCCACUGGCAACAAUCAACAAGUUGAUUGAUGUUUUUGCUGAGCCCUUUCUUUACAGCUAUGAUAUCAAAUGCACAUUCCAUUCCAUCCUUCAACAUUCAUCCUUGGGACCUGCUGUACAAGAUCUUGGUAUCGAGGGUGUUGUGCCUGGAUUCCAUGGACAUGCCCAUGACUGCCUUUGUUAA
This is a messenger RNA of Suillus subaureus, 192 nucleotides long. RefSeq lists its product as uncharacterized. Bases 1 to 192 code for a protein of 63 amino acids. NCBI's taxonomy places the organism in Eukaryota, Fungi, Basidiomycota, Agaricomycetes, Boletales, Suillaceae. The record is from RefSeq and is a predicted model, not a curated record. The transcript has a single exon.